AUGGCUGAGAACUACCCGCCACAGGACGAAGAUGCCUUUCAAGAAGAGGAGGAGGUUGAUGAUGCCGGCUAUAAAUCUGUCAAAGAUGCCGUUCUUUUCGCUAUCGAGAUCAGCGAUUCCAUGCUGGAGGCCCGGCCGGCAUCAUCGGACAAACAUGCUCCAGAGUCUCCAGUAAAAGCCGCCAUCAAAUGCGCCUACAGCUUGAUGCAGCAGCGCAUAAUCUCUCACCCAAAAGAUAUGAUGGGCGUGCUAUUCUUUGGAACGGAAGCGUCAAAAUUUUACACGGAGAACGAAGAAAGCCGAGGGGACCUUGCCUACCCCCAUUGUUACCUAUUUACGGACCUGGACAUUCCCGAUGCAGACGACGUAAAAAAGCUACGUGCAAUGGCUGAAGACGAGGAGGAUGCGGCCAACGAAAUUCUUGUCCCUUCGAAAGACCAAGUUACGAUGGCUAAUGUGCUCUUCUGUGCCAAUCAAAUCUUUACAUCCAAGGCCUCCAACUUUCUUUCUCGGAGACUUUUCAUAAUCACAGACAAUGACAACCCACAUGGAACCGACCGUGCCAUGCGUUCCGCUGCCACAGUUCGAGCUAAGGACUUGUACGAUCUUGGAGUGAUCAUUGAGUUGUUCCCUAUCUCCAAGCUAGAUCACGACUUUGACAGGUCGAAAUUCUAUGAUGACAUAAUUUACAAAACAACCCCUAGCGACCCGGAAACUUCUGGCUUGCUGCCAGCCUUGUCACAAGUUCCGACCUCCGGUGGCGAUGGCAUUUCGCUGCUGAAUUCCCUCUUGUCUUCUGUGAAUUCGAAGUCUGUUCCUCGUCGGGCUCUUUUCUCAAAUGUCCCAUUGGAAUUUAGUCCAGAUUUUAAGAUAUCCGUCACUGGAUACCUCAUUUUCAAAAAGCAGGAGCCAUCCAGAAGCUGCUAUAUCUGGCUUGGCGGCGAAAAGCCCCAGAUUGCACAGGGCACGACAACUCAGCUGGCAGAGGACACCGCACGGACUGUUGAAAAAGGAGAGAUUCGCAAGGCGUAUAAAUUUGGUGGGGAGCAAGUCUCCUUCACCAUCGAAGAACAACAGGCGCUACGCAAUUUUGGCGACCCCGUGAUUCGCAUCGUAGGGUUUAAGCCGAUAUCGUCGCUUCCAAUCUGGGCUUCUACCAAACAUCCUACAUUCAUAUACCCAUCUGAAGAAGACUAUGUAGGGUCGACCCGAGUAUUCUCGGCUCUUCAACAGAAGCUACUGCAAGACCAAAAGAUUGGGAUCGUAUGGUUUAUUCCUCGACGGAAUGCGGCGCCUGUCUUGGCCGCCAUGCUCCCUGGCCCAGAAAAACUGGACGAAAACAAUGUUCAGGUAACUCCACCAGGCAUGUGGCUUUUACCUUUGCCCUUUGCAGAUGAUAUCCGGCAAAAUCCCGAGACAAACCUGGUAGUCGCUCCGGAGCCACUGAUUGAUCACAUGAGGACGAUAGUACAACAGCUACAACUUCCCAAAGCCCAGUACGAUCCUCACAAAUACCCUAAUCCAUCUUUACAGUGGCAUUAUCGUAUCCUGCAGGCACUCGCAUUAGACGAAGAUCUGCCAGAACAGCCAGAGGACAAAACCAUUCCCAAGUAUAGACAAAUCGACAAGCGAGCGGGUGACUAUGUUGUGGAAUGGGGCGAGGAACUCGAAGCACAGCAUCGCAAACUGUUUGCCGAACAGCCCAAAACCUCAACGCUAGCUAAGAGAGGACCAAAGGCGACGGAGCCCCUGGCUGAAAAACCUUCGAAAAAGGUCAAGACUGAGGAUAGUGAUCAGACUGCGAACGUGCUGAAACUUUACCACGGUGGGAAUUUGUCAAAGCUGACACUUCCGGUGCUUAAGGAAUUCCUGACCUCUAAAUCACUAUCUACUACUGGAAAGAAGGCGGAUUUGAUAGAGAGGGUAGAGGAGUACUUUGAUAAAAAGGGAUAG
Messenger RNA from Talaromyces rugulosus, 1953 nucleotides. RefSeq lists its product as uncharacterized. Gene Ontology annotation, molecular function: DNA helicase activity; double-stranded DNA binding; damaged DNA binding. The transcript has 3 exons. Gene Ontology annotation, biological process: telomere maintenance; double-strand break repair via nonhomologous end joining; cellular response to X-ray. The record is from RefSeq and is a predicted model, not a curated record. Bases 1 to 1953 code for a protein of 650 amino acids. Gene Ontology annotation, cellular component: nucleus; Ku70:Ku80 complex. Lineage: Eukaryota; Fungi; Ascomycota; Eurotiomycetes; Eurotiales; Trichocomaceae.